GCAGCAGAAGGAGCGUCAUCAGCAUCAGGAAGAAAGCAUCCCUGGCGAGUGGGAUUUUCCGGAUGUAGAAGGGACCGGUCAAGGCAAUCGAGGGUACGAUAACGGUAGAAAUGAACCAUACAGCACCAACUAACUCGCCAAUUGCCAGCUCUGGACUUCCGGAAGCCAUCGAGGCCCAUAUUGAGAAGAGGGCUGGGCCGCAGUUUCCCGACGCAAGCAAUGUCACUCUGGCUAGAGUAUCGCUCGAAUUCAGAACUCUCGCGAUGAAGCUCAGGUUCACGGGGGAGAAGCUCUCGGCGCAUAUGCUCGCGACAGCGGAGAAUCGAAUGGACGUUCAAGUGGGAAUGGCCGCAGAACGAUGGGUUAAAUGAAACCAGCGGGAUUCGAGCUGUUCAAAUCUAACUAGUAUCGUGUGCUGCGGGCUGGGUC
Neohortaea acidophila is the source of this 429-nucleotide messenger RNA. RefSeq lists its product as uncharacterized. The transcript has a single exon. The coding region runs from base 111 to 371 and encodes 86 amino acids. NCBI's taxonomy places the organism in Eukaryota, Fungi, Ascomycota, Dothideomycetes, Mycosphaerellales, Teratosphaeriaceae. The record is from RefSeq and is a predicted model, not a curated record.